AAUGUGUGUGUAGAAUUGAAAUGUGAAAUAAUAAGAUAUUUCUGAGUCAUCAACAUCUGAUUGAAAUGUGAAAUAAUAAGAUAUUUGUGAGCCAUCAACAUCUGAUUGAAAUGUGAAAUAAUAAGAUAUUUGUGAGCCAUCAACAUCUGAUUGAAAUGUGAAAUAAUAAGAUAUUUCUGAGCCAUCAACAUCUGAUUGAAAUGUGAAAUAAUAAGAUAUUUGUGAGCCAUCAACAUCUGAUUGAAAUGUAAAAUAAUAAGAUAUUUGUGAGCCAUCAACAUCUGAUUGAAAGCAUAUGUUUUAAUCUCAAAUGAACUGGAAAAGAUGGAAACUGUUGAAAAAAGAAAACUAUUCUCAAGAUUUUCUAAAUUAAAAUCCAGAUUUGAAUUUACUCUACGUGGAAUGAUUUCUACUUUAGCUCACAAAAGAGAUUUUGCUCCAGAUAGGCCUAACAUCACGCUCACCAGAUAUUCGAAACUGAGCUUAGAUGACUCAGAUUCUUCAGAUUCCGGAAAGCUCAUUGAGCCAAGUCACGUCAUACUUGCGCAACCCGUCGAUCAAGAACUGUGGUCGGAAUUAUGUAGACCAAACAACCUUGUCGUUACCCAAACAAAGACACAAAAACCAUCCAAUUUGACAAACUCUAAAAUUCUCGAAGAUUUUGCCAAUUUUGAUCAGAAUGUGAAAAGUAACAAAUCUCCUAGUUUUCAAGAUAUGUCCUGGUCAUGUACCCUCACCCCAUCAUCACCAGAAUCUAAGGGGGCCAUCACCCCUGGCACCCCCCAAUCUAGCUGGGGGGUCUCUUUCCCCUCUACCACCAAAUCCAAACCACCACGAGGCACUAGAUCAAACUCAAUUUCUCCAAGUGAAACUCUCUCCUCCUCGCUAGCAAUCUUGAGUGCAGAACCCCUCCCCACCUCACUAUCCAACUCAAGAAGAGGACCCAUCACCCCCUCAAGUAUACAUUCCAAAUUUAAUAAACUACCCGAUAGAAAGUUGUCUAACAAACCAACUGAUAUAAAUCUAAACGUCCUAGCGGACAAAAAUAUUCCUAGUUUAGAAGAAAACGGAUUAAAUAAAUGCAGCCUAGGAACAAUGACAGAAGAUUGUUUAGAAAACAAUUCGUUUAAUUCAAGAAAGUAUUCAGAAUCCGACAAUGAUGAUGAAGAUGUCACCUGUAACGUCUGUGAUCGGUCCUUUGCUACAUCACGUGCUCUUGUAAAUCAUAAGAUAAAAACGAGACAUUGGGG
This is a messenger RNA of Eurytemora carolleeae, 1250 nucleotides long. RefSeq lists its product as uncharacterized. The transcript is spliced from 4 exons. Lineage: Eukaryota; Metazoa; Arthropoda; Copepoda; Calanoida; Temoridae. The record is from RefSeq and is a predicted model, not a curated record. The annotation marks the transcript as partial.